Molecule: messenger RNA, 17304 nt
Organism: Plasmodium falciparum 3D7
Lineage: Eukaryota; Apicomplexa; Aconoidasida; Haemosporida; Plasmodiidae
Source: RefSeq, a predicted model, not a curated record
AUGCAAGAUAGUUAUAGAAACCAUAUAAGAGAGUAUAAUAAAGAUAAGCUUGAUAGUGGUAAAAGAAAAAUGAAUGAUGUUACACAUGAUUUAGAAAUAAAUGAUGUGAAUGAAAUAAGCAUGGAAGAUAAUAUAUUGAAUGAAGUUGUUAAGUUAAAAAAUGACUUGGAAAAGGCAUUAAUAGAAAAUAAAGAAUUAAAAAAUAAAUGUAAUGAAGAUCGAAAACGAUUAGAUUUGUUGUCAUUAAAAAAUAAUUCUCUUUUAAAUGAAAUAUGUGAAGAAAAGGAGAUGUUAAAAAUAGAAUAUAAUAAUUAUAAAAUGGAAUCUGUAAAAGAUAUUAAAAGACUACAAGAUGAAUUAGAUAAAAAUGUAAUUAUGUUAAAUUGUUUAAAAGAUGAAAUAUUAUUUAAAGAAGAAGAAUUAAGAAAAGCCGAAAUUAUUGAAAGACUUUAUAAACAAGAAAGUGAAUUAAAUGAAGAAAAAGAUAUGAAAAUAAAAAAGUUAGAAAAUUUAUUAAAUCAAGAAAUAUAUUUAAAAAAUGAUAAAGAAGAAAAAGAUAAAAUUAAUAAAGAAGAAAUAAAUGAAAAAUUACAAUUACUUAAUAAUGAUUUAGAUAAGAAAAAUGAAGAAUUAAAUAUUUUAAAUAAAAAAUAUGAUAAUUUGAAAAAAACAAAUAUUGAUAUACAAAAGAAAAUAUGUUUCUUAAAAGAAGAAAUUGAUUAUUAUAAAAAUAAUGAAAAUAGUUUUAUUAUGCAGAAUAUAUUUAAUGCAGAAAAUAAUUUAGAUGAUAGUAUUUUUAAAAAGAAUUUUAUGAAAAUAUCUGUCUUAUAUAAUGUAUUAUUUAAAAUUGUUGUAUAUGAUCAAAGAAAUUUAUUUGAAAAAGAAAAAAUUCUAUAUUCUUUAGAAAAAGAAAAUACACAUUUUUUAAAAAAAAUUGUAGCAGAUGAAAUUUAUUGUUUAUAUUUAAAAGAUUGUAUUAGUAAAAUUAAUUUAACAUAUCAAAUAGAUUUACAUAAACAAGAAAAGAAAUAUAUGUUAUUAAAUUCGGAAUAUGAUGAACUUUAUAAUAAAUUCAUAGAAGAAAAAAAAGAAAAUUUAUUAUUAAAUGAAACAUAUGAUAAAAUUAUUUUUAAUCAAAAAAGUGAAAUAAAUAAAUUGAAAAGUCAUAUUUCUAUUCAAAAUAAAGAUAAAGAAAUAUUAACAAAAUAUAUUGAUAAUUACAUAACAUAUAUUGAAGAUUCAUAUCAAAAAUAUUGUAUUCUGAAUAAGGAAUAUAAAAAUUUAGAAGAAAUGCAUCAUGACCUGGAAGAAAAAAAUAAAAGUUUAAUUAUAUUAGUUAAUCGAAUGGAAGAUAAAUAUCCAAUUGAAAAUAAUAAUAAUAAUAAUAUUAAUGAGUUACAUAUGGAUCAUAUAAAAAUAAUGAAAAAUAAUUUAAAAGAUAAGGAUAUUAAAAUUUUUGAACUGCAAAAUAAAAAUUUAGAAUUAAUCAAAACUAUUGAUAAAUUAAAUGAUGAUAUUUUAAAAAAAAAUACAAAUAAAGAAUAUAUAGAAGUUGAAUCAGGAAAAAUGAAGGAUUUAUGUUUCGAUUUAAAAGAUAUUUGUUCAAAAUUAGAAUUAGAAAUUAAAGAAAAGAAUUUUAUUAUAGAUGACUUAACAAAUAAAUUAAAUCAAUCUGAGAAAAAAAAUAAAGACAAUCAAGUUAUAUUAGAAUUAUCUGAAUUUAGAAUCCAAAAUUUUAAUGAUAAUGUAAAAUAUUUUACUAGUAAAGUGAAUGAAUUAAAUGACAAAUUAACCAUUAAAGAUGAAGAAAUAACACGGUUACAUGAUUAUAAUGAAAAAAUAAAUCAAGAGAAGGAAAAUUUAUUUUAUGAACAUGUGCAUAUUUUAGAACAGUUAAAAGAAUUACAGAUGGAAAAUGAAAAAUUGAGAAAACAAAAUGUUAUAAUAAAGAAUGAAUUAAAUAAGAAUGGUAUUCAUUUGGAUGAAGAUAUAUAUAUGGAUAAGAUAAUAUGUGAAGGAGAUGUCGACAAUAGGAAAGACGGUAUGAUGAAUCAUAUAUCUAAAGAACAAAAGGAAGAAAAUGGUAAAUAUAUAAUCACCAAUAAUAAUAAUAAUAAUAAUAAUAAUAAUAACAUUAACAGUAGUAAUAAUAAUAAUUGUAAUAAUAAUAGUUGUGGUGGUUCAAAUUUAUUGAUGAAUAGUAGAUCCUUUCAAUAUCAUAAAUCCCGAAAUUAUACAGACGAUGAUAAAAACGAUUUAAUCAUAAAAAUUGAUAAAUUAACAGAUGAAAAUAUUUUAUUAAUUAAAGAGAAUGAAGAAGUUUUUGAUAAAUUACAAAUUGUGUCCAAUGAAAAUAUUAAAAUAAAAAAUGAAUUAAUGCAUACCAAAUCAGAUGCAGAAAAAUAUGUAUUCCAUUUAGAAUAUGAAAAAAAAGAAAAAUUAAAAUAUAAAAUGUUAUCAAUACAAAGGAAAAGACAAUCAUCACAAAUCAAAAGAAAAUUUCAUACAAUGAUGGAAAGAGUAAAAGAUUUAGUUUCUGAUAUUAAACAAAUAGAUAAAGAAAAUAAAAGAAAUGAUAUGAAUAAUUCUUUUUUUGUUUCCUCUUCUUCUGGUUCCUCUUAUGAAAAAUUAAACCAAUCUAAUGAUGAUUUAUUAUCUGCUAAUGAAAAUACUAAUACCCAAUUAAUGUUAUCAUCAAUAGGAAAAUCUAGAAAAAGUAUGAAUAAUAAUACAAGCAUAGAUGGAAAACAUAGUUUUUAUAGUAAAUCAACUAAAGUAUUAAGAUUAUCAGAAGAUAUGAAAGAUUUCAAUAUAUUCCAUGUUGAUAAAAUAAAAAAGAAGAAAAAGCAAAAUAAUAUUUCUAAUGCUUUUACAAGAAAUGAAACACAAGAAAAAAUAUUAUCUGAUCAUAUUAAAAGUAAAAAAUCUAAAGCAAAGGUAGGAAAAGGUAAAAAAAUAUAUAUGAAAAUACGUAUGCACCGAUUUUCUAUAUGUAGCAAUUUCCGAAUUAAUUUAAAAAAAUAUAAGCAUGCAUAUAAAGAACUAAAUAAUACUUUAUGCUUUUUAAAUCAAAAGAAAAAUGAUAAUUUAAAUAUGAUACAUCAUAAUAUACACUCGAAAAAUGCUAAAGGUUUAGAUACUUUUUAUUCUUUACCAAAUAGCGCUGAUUCGAAAAUAUUUGUUGAUGACGAAUUAAAUGAGAAAAAUGAAGAAUAUGAUAAACUGGUAAAAGUAGGAAAGAAACGAAGAAGAAAAAAAAUAAAAGAUAUGAAUAAUAAUUUAAAUAAUGAUUUUUUAAUAUUCGAAUCUGAAAAAAUUAUAAACGAUCUUAAUUAUAUUAAGCGAAAAUAUGAUUCGAAAGUUAAAGAAACACUAAAUAUGCAGAAAAAAUUAAUGAAUAAUGAAAAGGAAUUAAAUAAUACUAAUAUUAAAUAUGAAAAUUUAUUAAAUGAACAUGAUACGUUGAUAUCUGAUAUAAAAGAAAGAAGUGAAAAACUUUCCAAUAUAGAAAAAAAUUAUAAUUUGUUAUUCGAAAAAUAUAGUGAAACACAAGAUGAAAUAAAAAUGCAUGAACAAAAAACACAUGAAAUUUUUAAUGAAUGUAAUGAUUUAGUAGAAUAUAUGAAAAAGAAAGAAAAUAAAAUUAAAGAGGUUGAUGAAAAUCUUAAAAAAAUCGAAAUAAAAUAUCAAGAAGAAAAAGAGAAAAAUGAUAUUUUAACAAAAGAUAAUAUUUCAUUAAAUAAUUUAAGUUCUAAAUAUAAAGAAGACAUAGAAUUAUAUAAUAAGAAAUUAGAAAAUAUGCAUACUGAAUUAAAAUUAAGAUUAAGUAGAAUUGAAGAAUUAGAAUUAAUUCAAAAGAAUACAGAAAAUGAAAUGUAUUAUUUAAAAUCAGCUACAUAUAAAUAUGAUAUAAAUUUAAAAGAAGCACAUGAUGAAUUAAAUCGAACUAGUGAACAUACUAUGAAAUUAGAAAAGAAAUUAAAAGAAUGUGAAUUAAGUAUUGAUGUAUAUAAAGAAAAAAUUAUAAAUAGAGAUUAUAUGUUAUAUUUUGUGAAUGAUUGUUAUAAAAAGAAAGAAUAUUUUUUUAAGCAUUUAAAAAGAAGAAUUCAAGGAUUUAAUAAAGCUUUCAUAGAAUUAUUUGAAAAUAUAGAAAUGAAAGAUAUUAACAGAUUUAUUGAAUUACACCAACAUUUGGAAUUUAAUGAUAAUGAAUAUAAAAAAAAUGUUUUAGCAUUUCAACUAAAUAAAAAUGAUAAUCAUUUAAAUAAUCAACACCACCAACACAACAACAACAACAACAACAACAACAAUAAUAAUAAUAUAAUUCAUAAUGGUAACUUUAGUAGUAAUUAUCAUAACAAUUAUUAUAAUAAUAAUUUAGACGAUGUCAUGAAAAGUUUAGAUACCAUUGAUGAAUUAAACAUGAAAUACGAAGAAGAGAAAAAUGAAAUGCUAAACAGAAUUAAUGAAGUAGAAAAUAAAUUAAAAAUAAAAAUGAAUGAAAAUAAUUUAUUAUAUGAAAAAUAUGAAAAUAAUAUGAAAGAUAUAUUAAUAGAAAGGGAUGAAAGAGUUUCUGAUUGUUUAAUUUUAUCUGAAGAUGUGAAAAAAAAGAAUAAUGAAAUUAAUAUAUUAAUGAAAGAAUUAGAUGAGAAGAAUUUUGAAUGUAAUGAAAUACAUAUGAAAUGUACCUUUUUAAUAAAUGAAGUAAAAAAUUUAGAAAAAUCUAAAUCUCAUUUAAAUGAUAAAUUAAAAGAUAUAGAAAUACAUCAAGAAGAACAAAUUGAAUAUUUAAAAAAAGAAAAUAAUUAUUUAAAAGAAGAUAUAUAUAAUAUUAAAAAUGUGAUACAUAAUUUAGAUGAAGAAAUUUUAAAAUUAAAAGAUACAAUACAUGAUUUAAAUGAUGAAAAAUGUUGUUAUGAAAAUGAAAUAGAAAAAUUAAGAGAUAUGUUAGAAGAAGAAAAGAAAUUUAAUGAUAUGUUAAAAGAGAAUGAACAAAAUUUUAUAAAAGAAAUAAAAGAAGCACAUUUAUAUGCUAUUAAAAAAGAAGAAGAAAUUAAUUCAUUCAAAUUAAAUUAUGAAUUGGAUGAAAAAAAAUAUAUUGAUGAAAUUGAUAAAUUAAAAAAGAAAAAUGAAGAAUUUAAUAAUUCCAUAAAAAAUCAACGAAAACUUGUGUCUGAUUUAGAAACAAAAAUGUUAGAAUAUAAUGUGUUAUUAGAUAAAAAUACAAGUAUGAAAAUGUUAGUUCAAGAUUUAGAAAAUAAAAUUGAUGAUUUAAUUAAAGAUAAUGAAAAGUUAUGUAUUGAUCUUAAAAAAGAAAAAUUAAUAAGUGAUGAAAAGGAAAAAAGUAUAUUAUCGUUAAAUGAAGAUAUAAAAUUGUGUGAACAUAAAAUUAUGGAACAUGAUACCAUUAUGCUAAAAUUAAAAGAUGAAAAAGAAAAACUUAAUCAAGAAAUCCUAAUAUUAAAUGAUAUAAAAAAAAACAAAGAUCAUAUUAUUGAAGAAUUAGAAAAUAAUUUAAGAAAAGCUGUAUUUGGUGAUAUUAAAAUUAAUGAACUAGAAAAAACGAAAUUAGAACAUAAAAUUUUUACAGAACAAGAUUUAGGGUUCAACAAUAAUGAUCAUAAUAUAAAUGAUUUAUAUAAUUCUAAAAUAUGUAUAUUUAAUAAUAGUUAUAAUACAAAAAGCAAUAAAAUGAAUAUUGAUGAAUUGAAAAAAUAUAGCUUAUAUUUGAAAGAAGAAAAUGAUUUAAUAAAACAUGAAUUAAGAAAAUUAAAAGACAAAUCAAGUAUUGAUGAACAUAAAUAUAAAGAAAUUGAACGAAGUGUUGAAAAAAGAGAUGAAAUAAUUCAUAAAAUGAAUAAUGAAAUUCUUAUGUCUAAUGAUAAAAUAAAAGAUUUAGAAAAAGGAACGAAACAACUUAAUUCAGAAUUAUAUGCUAUCAAUGAAUUGUUAGCUAUUAGAAGUGAUGAAUGUAAAGAAUUAUCUAAUGAAUUAUAUGAAUUAACAGAUGAAAAAAAUAAAUUAAUUAUACAAAAUGAAGUUUAUCAAAAACAAAUCGAAUAUUUUAAAGAACAAAUAGAUGAUAAAACACAAUUAUUAAAUGAUCUAGAUAUGAUUAAGUUACAACAAGAAAAUAAUGAAUAUGAUAAAAAUGUUCUAAUAAAUAAAUAUAAUAAAGCUUUAAAUAGAUAUUAUAAAAUUUGUUCUAAUAUUAUAUAUUAUAAGAAAUAUUUAGAAAAAGAGUUAAGUUCGAAAAAUAAUGGAACAAAUUUGAAUGAUGAUAUAUCCUCUUUGAAUAAUUCAUUCAAUAUUGAAGAUAAUAAUAAAAUGGCUAUGUUUGGUGUUAAAAAUAAUAUGAAUGAUAUGAAUAAUAUGAACAAUAUGAAUAAUAUGAACAAUAUGAAUAAUAUGAAUAAUAUGAACAAUAUGAACAAUAUGAAUAGUAGUAAUAAUUCUAUUAUACAUUUAGACACAAUGUGUAAUUUAAAUGAUACAAAUCAAGUUACUGAAUAUGUAAAUGAAUUUUUGAAAUGUGUUCGAUUAUUAAUAUUUAAGAAAAGGGUAUUUGAGUCCAAGUUAGAAAGUGCUGAAAAGAAAUAUAAUAAUUUUAAAGAUAAAUUAAAAGAAGAAAAAGAUGUAAUAAAUGAUUUAAAGAAAAAAUUAAGACAAAGUCAAGAAUAUCACCCAAAUAAUAAUAAUAAUAAUAGUAAUAAUUAUAAUAAUAUGGAGGAACAAGCUUAUUAUGAAAAUAAAAAGGACGCUAAUUUUGAUAAGAAUAAUUUCUCUAUGAAUUACAAAGAAUUAAGUUCACAGAUAUUAUUAAAAGUAGCAGGUAAAAAUGAUAUGAUUGAAGAAAAUGAUUAUAUGAUUUUGAAAUAUGAAAAUGAGAAAUUAAUAGAAGAAAAUAAAUACCUAAAUGAUCAAAUAAAUAAUUUAUUUACAUUACAAAGUAGUUUUAAUAAAUUAAAUAAAAUAAAAGAGUCAGACGAGAAAGGAAAUGUUAUUAGUAAUAAUAAUAAUAAUAAUAAUAAUAAUAAUAAUAAUCACAAUGUUGAUAAUCAUUUUAAUAACAGCGCUGCUGAAUAUACAUAUCUGAAAUUUCAAGUAAAUACUAUAACGAACGAAUUAAAUAUAUAUAAAAAUAAAAAUGAAUAUUUAAUGAAAAAAGCACAAAAUUAUGAAGAUAUUAUAAAUAAUUUACAAAAAGAAAUUAUUCAUAUUAUAGAUAAACAAAAAGAAUGUGAUGAAGAAGUAUAUAAAAUGGAAAAGGAAUUAGAAAAGAAAAAUGAACAUAUCGAUAAUUUAGUAAAGAAAAGACAAAAAGAUCAAGAAAAUCUAGAUAUAGAAUAUUCUAAAGCUAUCAAAUUAGAAAAUGAAUUUUUAUCAUUAAAUGAAGAUAUAUUUAAAAAAGAUGAACAUAUUAAAGAAUAUGAAGAAUUAGUUAACAAAUUAAAUGAAGAUAUUAAAAUUCAUAUGAAAGAAAAAGAUGAUUUAAAAGAAUAUGCUGAAGAUUUAAAAAAUAAAUAUGAAUUAUUUGAAAAGAAAUAUAAUAAUUUAUUACAUGAUGUUAUUGAAAAUGAAAAUGAAAAUAAAAGUGAAUAUAUCAACAAAAAUGAUUAUAUCAACAAAAAUGAUUAUAUAAACAAAAAUGAUUAUAUCAACAAAAAUGAAAAAAAAAAUUCGUUAUCUACCAAUGAAAAGAAAGAAACACAAUCAUUAAUUAAUAAAUUAAAAAAUUAUGAUGUGAUGAUAACAGAUUUAAUGAAUGAAAAAGAUAUGCUGUUAAAUAAAUACAAUGAAUUGAAAAAUAUAUAUGAAGAAAAAAUAAAUAUAGAACAUGUGUUACAUAAUGAAAUAAAUGAAUUAAAGAAAGAAAAUGAAUACUUAAAUAAUACGAAAACAUCUUUAAAUAAACAAGUGGAUGAUUUAAUUAAAGAGAAUGAUGAAUAUAAUAAAAAAUGUAUUCAUUUAGAUAAUGAAAAAAUAGAUUUAUAUAAGAAAUUUGUCAAAGUAUCUGAGCAAUUAAAUCAUAUAAAUUCCUUAGAUAAAUAUGGAAAUAAUAAAAUGGGAGAAAUCAAAAAAUCAAAUGAUAUAAGAAAUACAUUGAAAGAAAAUGAGUUAAAUGAAAAACCAAAUGUAGCAGGAAGAAUAUCAAGUCAUACAAAUAAAUAUGAUCAAGAUGUAUCAAGUAAUAAUGUACAUCAUAUGAAUAAUAUGAGUGUGAAAUCAUUAGAAGAUCAUCAUGAUGAUAUUAUGGAAAAAAUGAAAAAUGAUAUGAACGAUUUAAGCAUAGAAAAUGAUUUACUAAAAGUAAAGAUUAAUGAAUUGGAACAAUUAAAUAGUAAUAUAUUUAAUGAUAAUAAAGAUUUAAUAAAUAUUAUAUCAAAUAUCGAAAAUGAUAAAAAAGGUAUUUCUGAUUCAAAAGAAAAUAAUAUUAAUAUGUUAGACAUGAAAGAUAUACAUAAUAAUUAUGAGAAUUUGUUAAUGGAAAAUAAAUUAGAAAAACAAGUAAAUGAAAAUUUGAAAUUAGAAAUAUAUAAUCUUAAAAAUAAAGUUAAUGAAUAUAAUAUGAUAAUAAAUAAAAAUUCACAUUAUGAAGAAAGUAAUAAAAGAGCAAAGAAUUAUUUAUAUUAUUUAAAUGAUAAAAUAAAAAGUUUUAUUAAAAUAUUUAGUACAAAUAACAUGAAUUAUGAUCAUUUGAAAUCUGAAUUGAAGAAAAUCAAAUUAAAUAAUUUAAUGAUUAUUCAAGAUAAUUUUAAUUCAUUAAAUCAUAGUGGUGCUGCUAGUAGUAGUAAAUUAUCUAAAAAAAAUAUAUCUUCUUCCAGUAAUUAUUCUUUAGAAGAUGAUGAUGAUGAUAAUAGUAGUAUAUGCUCAAAAAUGAUUGUAAAUUUUUUUACAUUAUAUAAAGAAGCAACAGCUAAAAAUUAUGAUAAUAAGAAAAGCCAUGAUAAUUAUAAAAAUGAUAUUGUGAUUAAUAGAAGUGAAUUACAAAAUGUGUAUAAAUAUAUAAUUAAACUAAAAGAAAAUUAUAUAAAAAAAUGUGUACUGGUAGAUAAUCAAAACAUAAUGAUUCAAGAAUUAAAUAAACAAAUAUUUACGUAUUCAGAACAAAAUAAAAAAUAUCAUGAUGAACAAAAUGAAUGGAAAAAUAAAGUAAGUGAUAUAAUAAAUGAGAAUUUAAUAAAGAUGGAAUCUUUUUCAAAAAUACAUAACAAUUUAUUAAAUAAACUUGAAGAAGAAAUAAAUAAAAAUAAUAAAUUAUCAAAUGAAUUAUAUAUCCAAAAUGAACAAAAUAAAUUGUAUCAAGAAAAUGAAAUGAAAAUUGAAAAUGCAUUAAACAGAAAUAAUCAAAUAGAUAAUAUGGAUAAAGAAUCAAAUAGUAAUUUAAAGAAAAUAUCUAUCUUAUUAGAUGAAUAUAAAGAAAUUAUUGAAACCAAUUCAAAAUUAUUAAUAAGAAAUAAUAAUAUUUUGUUAGAAAAUAAUACAUUAAAAGAUAUUAUUGGUAAAAUGGCUAAGGAUAUAAAUAAAUUAAAUUAUCAAUUAAAAGAAACAAAUAUUUUAAUUGAAGAAGAAAAAAAAGAAAAUAUAAAUCCUAAAGAAUUAAAAAAUAAAUAUACAAAUAUAAAUCAUAACCAAGGAAAUACUUUAAAUAAUAUAAACCAUAAAUUAAAUGAUACAAAUGAAGAAAAUAGUACAACAAAUAUUUUAAAUGAUAACAAAAAAUAUAAGAAUAAUGAUGAACGUAUAAAUGAAUAUGAAGAAAUCAUUUUAAUUAUUGAGAAAAAAAAUAAUGAAUUAGAAAAUAAUUGUCAAAAUUUAAAAAAAUCAAAUAAUGAAGUAUAUAAUAAGUAUAAUAAAUUAGUAUAUGAAUAUGAUUCAUUAAAAAAAUUUAUAAAGGAUAAGGUAAAGAAUAAUGAAUAUAUAGAUAUUGAUUUAAGUCAAUUUGAACAACAUAUCAAAAAAGACAUAUAUGAAAAAUUUGGAGAGAAAAAUAAUAAUAGUCAAAAUGAAUUAAGCAAUAUAAAUAAAGAUGUCAUUUUACCAUCUCUUAUAUCAUUUAAUCGUUGUGAUAUAAUGAAACUAUCUGAUCAUGUGAAUUCUAUAGAACUAUUAAAUGAUGAUUUGUUGAAUAAUAAGGAAUUAAACGUAUAUAUAAGUUUAAUAAAAACGGACAUUGAAAAUAUGUUAAAUGAUCACAAUUAUCAUAAUGAUAAAAAUGAUCAUAAUAAUUAUAAUUAUUAUAAUUAUUUUAAUCAUGGUAGUGGAUUUAUUCCAUAUGAGGAUAAUAACAUUUCAAAAAUAAAUAAAGACGAUUUAAUAGAAAAAUUAAAACAAAAAGAUUCGGAAAUUAAAGAAUAUGAAAAUAAACUUGAUAAUAUGAAUAUAUACGUUAAUAAAAAAGAAAGAGAAAUCGAGAAAUUAAAAGAAAUAUAUGGUGAUCAAUUUUCUAUUAAUAAAAAUUCAUAUAUAAGUAAUUCAAAUAAUAAUGAUAACAAAAGAAAUAGUAGUAACUUAUCAGAGAAACAUUUACAUAUAAAAGAAGAGUAUAAAGAAUUAUUAAACGAAUACAAAUUUUCCUUAAACUUAUUAAAUGAUACCAAAAACAAAUUAGACACACUCAAAAGAGAAAAGAAGGAUAUGGAAAAAUUAAAGGAAUUACAAAUUCAUGAUAAAGAUUAUAUUAUACAAAAUUUAAAAGGAAUAAACAGGGAAUUAGAAAAUAAUUUAAAUGAAAUAAAAAAAUCAUUCAAUGAAAAAAUAUUAGAAAAAGAAAAUAUUAUAGAAAAGAAUAAUGAUUUGAUAAAUAAUUUAAAUGAAGAAAUUAUUAUGUUGAAAUCUAUUAAAAUAAAAAAUAAUAAUUUUAUUAAAGAAUUGGAAUUACAAAUAAAGAAUUUAAAUAAUGAAAUCAAUACAUUAAACGAUAUGUUAAAAGAUUCGGAAGAAGAAAUUAGGAUGCUUAACCAUACCUUAGAAGAAAAACAAAACGAAUGUGUAAAAUUACGUAAUAAAUUGGAACAAAAUUAUUUACAUAUAUCAAAUGAGGAUAAGUAUGAUAAAUCAUCAAGUACAUAUAAUAAUAAUAAUAAUAAUAAUAAUUAUAAUAAUAAUAAUUAUAAUUAUAAUAAUAGUGAUGAUGAAAUAAAUGAAACUCGCAGGAGACAGGAUAACCAAAUUGAUGAUUUAAAAAGAAAAAGUGUAUUACAAAGUAAUGAACAUUAUAAAAAAAUGAAUGAAUUAAGAAGAGAUUUAAACAAUUCUUUUUCAAGUUAUAACAAACUAAAAUUUGAUAGUGAAAAACAAAUCGAAGAUUUUAAAGAAGAGGCAAAUAAUUUAAAAUUUUACAUUAACAAAAUCGAAGAAGAAAAUAAAAAAAAAGAAGAAAAACAUGCAUUAAUAGAAGUAGCCAUAAAAGAAAUGGAUAAAGAAAUAAAUAUAUUAAAAACACAACUUGAAAAAAAAAAUGUAUUUAUAAAUGAUAUACAAAAUAACUUGGAAGAAAAAAAGAAGACUCUUGAAUAUUUAGAAGAAGAUAUUAAAAUUGUACAACAUAUUAUAAUGAAAUAUGUACAAAAAUUAAAUUCUCUUAAAGAUAUCGAACAAUUAAUUGAUGAAUUAAAUGAAAACGAAUUAAAAACAAACGAAUAUUUCACAUUUAUAAAAGAUAUUUUUAUAAGUAUUCAUCAGAAUUAUAUGAAAGAAGAAUUAAACAGAAAAGAGCAAAUGAUUAUAAAUGGACAAGGAUUAAUUAAAGAAAAUGAAGUAAUUCAAUUAGAAGAAAAAUUAAAAGAAUUAACACUAGACAAAAAUAGAUAUGAUAAAGAUAUUAAAAAUCAGAAAGAUGAAUUACGUCAUUUAAUUGAUAGAAAGGAUUCUUAUGAAGACGAAUUAAAUCAUAUUAUAAACGAAUUAGAAAUAAAAAGAGAAGAAAUUAAUCAAAUGAAUAAUAAAUUGAAUGAAUUAAAAAAUAUUCAAAAUGAAAAUAAACGUAAAGUUGAAGAUAUAAAAACUAAAGAAGGAGAUUUAAAAUAUAAAGAAGAAGAAUUAAAAUAUCGAGAAGAGAAUUUAAAACAUAAAGAAGAAGAGUUAUUAAUUAAAAAUGAAAAUUAUAUGAAUAAAGAAAAAGAACUUAUGAAAAGUAAAGAAGAGUUAAUUGUUCGAGAAAAUGAUUUAAUAAAAAAUAAAGAAGAUUUAAUAGAUAAAACAAAUGAAUUGAUGUUGAAAAGAGAAGAAUUACAGAAAGAUAAAAUACAUAUUGAUGAAUUAAAAAAUGAUUUAAUGUUAAAAUUUGAGAAAUUAUAUAAUGCACAAAAUGAUAUUAAAGUUAAAGAAACGAAAUUGAAAAAAAUUUAUGAAAAAUUAAAAGAUCAUAAUAUAAUUGAAUUGUUUGAUAUAAAUAAUAGGGAUAACAAUAGUAAUAUAAAAAACCAUACUUCAAAUAAUAUAAAUAGUGAUAUAAAAAACCAUACUACAAAUAAUAUAAAUAAUAUUAACAAUAUUAACAAUAUUAACAAUCGGUUAUCAUUAAAAAGGUUGGGAAUACUUUUAGGACUUGAUGAAAUAGGAGAUGAAAAUGAACUUGAUUUUCAUUUUGAUAAAGAAAAUGAAAGUUUAAAUUUAGAUUCCCUUGAAUAUACAACAUAUUUUAACGAAUUCAAAAAGAGAAUUAAAAAUUUAAAAAACAAUUUAUUAAACAGAGAAAAGGAUGUUGAAAUAUACAAAAAGUCUUACGAAAUUGAAAAGAAAGAAAAAGAAAUUUACAAAAUCGAAUUAGAAAAAUUAAAUGAAUUAUUACACGUAGAACAAAUGAAUAGGAAAAAUCUGGAUUUAGAAUUAGAGAAAUAUAAAAGUGAAGAUACUCAUAUUGUAAAAUCCUUAAGAGAAUCUGAAGAAUUAUUAAAUGAAAAAAAUAAUAAAAUAUUAGAAUUACAACAAAAACUAAUUGAGACAUCAUAUGAAAUAAAUAUUAUGAUCGAUAAAAAUAAAAAUUUGAUAAAGGAAAAAGAUAAAGAUUAUGAACAGAAAAUUGAUAAUUUGAAUUCAAUUAUUAAUGAUUAUGAAAAAGAAAUAAAAGAAAUGAAUAAAGAAAAAUUAAAACUUACCAGAAAAUCUAUUGAAAAAAUGAUUGAUGAUGGAGAAGAUAUUAAAAAAUUGAAAAUCGAUUUAGAUGAAGCACAAGAAUUAAUAUUAGAUUUAAAAGAAAAAAAUGAAGAAUUAAAUAAUAUAAAUAUUGAAUUAAUAAAUUCUAAUAAAGAUAUGAGGUUAGAUAUUGAUGUAUUACUAUCAAAUGUUGACAAUUUGAAUAAAGAAAACAUAUUAAAUGAAAAGAAAAUGAAUGAAGAUGAACAAAAAUAUAAUGAAUUAAAAAUUGCAUAUGAUCAAAAAGUACAUGAGUUUAAUAAAUUAUAUAAUAUGCUUUCCAUAAAAAUGAAAAACAAAUUUGAUUCAGAAAAUGAUAUGGAACAAAAUUAUACAAAUGAUAAUGUUAAUAUGCAAAAAUCAAGAAAUAGUAUAAAUAAUAAGUAUGAUAUUAAUGAUUUUGAAAAUGAUACGAUAAUUGCCUUAAACGAAAAGAACAUGAUAAUCGAAUCUUUGAAUGAAAAGAUUGCACAUUAUGAAGAAGAAAAUUAUAAAAAAGAAGAACUAGUUAAUAAGUAUAAAAAUAUGAUAAACGAAUUAUCAAACAAGAUACACAUUUUUGAAGACAAUUUAGAUUUUUUAAUAAGUUUGAAUGAAUUUAUAAAAACGAAUAAUUUUACUUAUCAAAAUAUAUUAGAUAUAUUAAAUAAUUCAAUUUUAUAUAAAAAACUAUUAAGUAAAAUCUUGGUUGAAAAUCAAUUUUAUAAAUAUAUUAUAUCUAUCAGAGAUUGGUUAUUUGAAAUUAUAAAAUCAAAAAGUUAUAGUAAUAGUAAUAAUAAUAACAAUAACAAUAUUAUUAGUAAUAAUAGUAAUACCAGAGAAUCUGUAUUACGAAUGAGUUUAAGGAAGAAGGGUAAUUUUAAAAGAACGGCAAGUGUAACAUCGAAUAUUUAUAAUGAUUUGUUUUUAAGCGAAAAUGUUUUGUCAGCUGAAAAGGAGAAUGAUGAAAUAAUGAAUAGUUUUAAUAAAACCUUAAACGUUAUUGACGAUGAUUUUAACAGUUUUGAAAAUAUAUGUAUUGAAUUAAAUAAUUUGUUUAUAGAGGAAGAUUGGAAUAAUAUAUUUAUAAAAUUAAACAUUUUAGAAAAUCAAUUUAAAAAUAUUAUAAAUCUAAUUAUACAUGAAAUGAAGAAAAUAAAUAAGAAAAUAAAAAAUAAUAAUAAUGAAAAAUUGGAAUUAAAGAAGAGUGUAAAAAUAUUGAAGAAAAGAUUAAAUUCAAUAUCUAAUGAUCUUGAAAAACGUACAGAAGAAAUAGAACAUUUAAAUAUUGCCUUAAACAAGGAAUGUGCAGAAAAGGAUAUAUUAUUAAAUCAAUAUGAAGAUAUAAAAAAAACUUAUAAACAAUUAAAUGAACAAUAUAAUGAACAAAUUAUAUUAAUUCAAAAGAAUGAAUAUGAACUAAAAUCCUUAAGUGAUCAAUUAUUGUUAGAAAAAAAUGAAAAUCAAAUAAAAACAGAAAAAAUUAAUAAAUUAUUAAAUAGUGACUUGAACCAUUUCAAUACUUCAUUAGACAAAUCUGCAUAUCAAUUAUCUGAAUUAAACAAUGAAAAGAAAAAGAAUAAAAUAUUAUUGAAUGAAUUAGAAGAAAAAGAAAAAAUCAUUUCACAUUUACAAAAGGAUUUUGAAUCGAAUGUUGAGGUUAUUAAUGAGUUGAAAGAAUUUAACGAAAUGUUAAUUAACAAAUUGAAAAAAGAAGAAUAUAAAAAGGAGAAAGACAACAAUGUGUAUGAUAAAAAUAGUGACCAUAAUUAUAGUAAUAAUAAUGAUAAUAAUAAUAAUAGUAAUAAUAAUAAUAGUAGUAAUCGUAAUAGCCAUAGCAAUAAUAAUAAUAAUAAUAAUAAUAGUUGGAAUAAUAAUAUGAAGUCUUUCCAUAAAUGUGAUAUACCUAAUAAUGAACAUUUAGAAGAUAUAAAUAGAAACGAAUUAAUGAUAAUAAUAAGCAAAUUAGAAAAUGAAAAUAAUAUCUUAAAAGAAGAAUUAGAAAUUAUAAGAAAUAAUUUCCAUAUAUUAAAAGAAAAGAAAAAUGAACUUGAAGAUAUUAUUAAUAGUCACGAUGUAACAUUAAAUAAAAGAGAAAUUGAACUUAAUGAUAUUCUGAUAGAGAAAGAGAAAAUAUUAGAACAGACCAAUAAAUAUAAAAUUAAAUGUAUACAAAUUAUUGAUAUAUGUUUUAAUCAAGAUUUUAAUAUAAUAGAUAUUCGUGAAAAAAUUAUAACCAUAUUUGAGAAUGAUGAUGAACAAAUUAUGGAUAUAAUUAAUUGUCACAAAAAUAUGUUAUCUAAUAGUAAUAGUAAUAGUAAUAGAAAUAGUAAUAAUAAUAAUAAUAAUAAUAAUAAAUUAAACAUAUUACAGGAUGAAGAAUCUAGGAGUAAUAUUGAUGAAGAAAAAAUAUUACACAUGGAAGAAAUGAGUAAAAAAAAUGAAGAAUUAAUCAAAAAAAAUGAAGAAAUAUGGAAAUUAAACAAAUUUAUAGAAAAUUUAAAUAAAGAAAUUACAAAUAAAAAUUUUAUUAUUAUUUCAAAUCAACAAGAUAUUGAAAAUAAAAAUGAUAUAUUAGAAAAAAAUGAAACAUAUAUUAAUUUCUUAAAAGAUCAAAUUAAAUUAUUAUGUAAUAAUAUAGAUGAAAAUAAUUUAUUCGAUAUAAAUAAUGUUAAUUUAUCACCAACUCUUCGAAGCUUUAUCAAAAGAAAUAGUGUCCGUCCAAAAAAUGCCUAUUCCUCAAAUGAUAAUAAAGAGGAUCCAUUUUUUGAUGAUAUGAUAUAUAAUAAUCAUAUGAAUAGUAUAAAUAAAAUAAUUAAUGAUCAAGAUUCACAAUUAAAAAAGCAAAGAAUUUCUGAAGCUAAUAGUACUAGCCAACCACAUUAUAAUUUUUAUGAUGAAAAUGAAGUAAAACUAGAAGAAAUGAAUUUAAAAAUUGAAGAUUUAAAUGAUAAAUUAAAAACAUCUGAGAAUAAGAUAGUGAUCUUAAAAAAUGAAAAUAAUGAAUUAAUAGAAAAAUGUGAAUUUUUAAAAAGUGAAUUAAAAAAUGUUCAAGGAACCAAAAGACAUUUAAUGUUAUGUGAGAGUAGAAUUAAUAUAUUAGAAAAAGAAUUAGAAGAUAAAAAAAAUAAAUUAGAAGCACAGAAUCAAACUGUUAAUGAAUGUGUUGAUAUAUAUGUUGAAGAAAAUUCAGAAAAUUAUAAUAAAAUUUUAGAAUUAAAAAAAUUAAAUGAAAAAUAUAAAAUUGAAAUUAAUGUUUUAAAUGAUGAAAUAACAAAACUAAAAAAUGAAAUCAACACAUAUAAAAAUGAUUUAAAAAACAUUAAUGCUACACUAGAUUUUUAUAAAUCUACACAUGAUGAAUUAGUAAAUGAAUUUAGUAAAGAAGAAAUAAAUAAUGUAUAUUAUAUUAAAAUGUGUGAACAAUUAAAACAAGAAAAUCAAAAUUUUAAACAACUUUUAGAUUCUCAUGAAGAAAAUAAAAAUGAACUUUUAAAUAAUAUGAAACAAAUAAAAGAACAAUUAAAUAACUGUAUUAAAGAAAAUUAUGAAAUUAUUUUAGAUUUAGAAUUAUUACAAAUGCAAAAUAAUAUAUUAAAAGAAAAUUGUAAUUAUUAUAAAGAAAGGGAACAUAUUUUAAUAAAUAAGUUAGAUGAGAAUAAUAAUAUAAAAAAUUUGAAAAUUGACGAAAAUAUUAAUGAACAAAAUAUAACAGAAUUUAUAAAUAAAUUAAAUCAACAAAUUAAUUAUUUACAAGAUGAUAUAAAUAGCAAAUCCGACAAUAUCAUAUCAUUGAAAUAUCAAAUUAAAGCAUUUCAUUAUGAACAAAUAUCAAAAGAAAAUAAUCAACCAUAUAAACAAAAUGAUAAUACAAUUCAAGAAAUUGUAAAUCUCAAUAAUAUUACAUAUAUACAAAAUAAUUUGUUUAUCUAUAUUAGUUUAUUUAAAAGUGUUCUUUUUAUUAUAAGUGAAAUACUUUUUUUUAUUGACCCAACAAAUAAUUUAUACUUUGAAAUAUUAACACUUUUAAAAUUAAAAGCUCAAAAUCAAUCCUACGUAGAAUUUGAUACUAUGAUAAAACAUGUGGAUAUUUCCCAACAUGACUGUGAAAAUAUAUUUCAAUCUGUCCUUAAAUCGAAGACUAUAUUAAGAGAAAAAUUGCAACUGUUACAAUUAAAAAUUUGUUAA